GCCGCGAGACCAGAGCCAGCAAGCGAGCGAGCGAACGCCCGCCGUCUGGCGAACCCCGAGCGCAGCCCAGCGCAGCCGCCCGGCCCCAUUCCAGAGACCAGGGCGAGCACAGCGCCACUGGGCCGAGCCGAGCGCAGCGCCCCGAAGCCCAGCACGCGCCGUCGCCCGCGCCCCUCGCCGGGGAAUGCGCCCUCGGCGCGCCGGCCAGGGGGCGCCCGCAGCCCACCCCGGGGGAGGCGGCCCCGAGCGCCCCUGAGCCUUCCCAUGGCCCAGGAUGGGGCCCAGGGACUCGGCUGCUGACGCACCCGAAGCCCAAGGAACCCGUUAAGCCGGGGCCGCGGCGCCGACCCCGGCUCAGGCACAGCGGCGAGAGGGCGCGGGCAGGGCCAUGGCCCCGGGGGGCCGCUAGAGCGAACUGGCCCAACCGGGAGCCGCUCUGCUGCCGCCGCAGCCGCCGCCGCCGCCGCUCGGGAGCCCAGGCCCCGCCGCCGUGGAAGAGGUGUCUAGACGGCCGCCUGCUUCCUGGGCCCUAGGCCCCUCCCACAAUGCCUGUCGCUGGUCUCCUCCUCUGGGCUUCCCUACUGACUGGGGCCUGGCCAGCCACCCCAACCCAGGACCACCUCCUGGCCAUGCCCCGGGUCCGGCUUUCCUUCAAAGAGCUUAAGGCUACAGGCACGGCCCACUUCUUUAACUUUCUGCUCAACACGACGGACUACCGAAUCCUGCUCAAGGACGAGGACCACGACCGCAUGUACGUGGGCAGCAAGGACUACGUGCUGUCCCUGGACCUGCACGACAUCAACCGGGAGCCCCUCAUUAUCCAUUGGGCAGCCUCCCCACAGCGCAUCGAGGAGUGCGUACUGUCAGGCAAGGAUGGCAAUGGUGAGUGCGGGAAUUUCGUCAGGCUCAUCCAGCCCUGGAACCGAACACACCUGUACGUGUGUGGGACAGGCGCCUACAACCCCAUGUGCACCUAUGUAAACCGCGGCCGCCGGGCCCAGGCCACACCCUGGACUCAGAUGCAGGUGGUCAGAGGCCGAGGCAGCAGAGCCACGGAUGGUGCCCUCCACCCGACGCCCACAGCCCCACGCCAGGAUUACAUCUUCUACCUGGAGCCUGAGAGACUCGAGUCAGGGAAGGGCAAGUGUCCGUACGACCCCAAGCUGGACACAGCCUCGGCCCUCAUCAACGAGGAGCUGUACGCGGGCGUGUACAUCGACUUCAUGGGCACUGACGCAGCCAUCUUCCGCACACUUGGAAAGCAGACGGCCAUGCGCACCGACCAGUACAACUCCCGGUGGCUCAAUGACCCUGCAUUCAUCCACGCUGAGCUCAUCCCGGACAGCGCGGAGCGCAACGACGACAAGCUCUACUUCUUCUUCCGUGAGCGGUCGGCGGAGGCGCCGCAGAACCCCGCCGUGUACGCCCGCAUCGGGCGGAUCUGCCUGAACGAUGAUGGAGGUCACUGCUGCCUGGUCAACAAGUGGAGCACAUUCCUGAAGGCACGGCUGGUCUGCUCCGUGCCUGGUGAUGAUGGCAUCGAGACUCACUUCGACGAGCUCCAGGAUGUGUUUGUCCAGCAGACCCAGGAUGUGAGGAACCCAGUCAUUUAUGCUGUCUUUACGUCCUCGGGCUCCGUGUUCCGAGGCUCUGCCGUGUGUGUCUACUCCAUGGCUGACAUUCGCAUGGUCUUCAAUGGGCCCUUUGCCCACAAGGAGGGCCCCAACUACCAGUGGAUGCCCUUCUCAGGGAAGAUGCCCUACCCACGGCCCGGCACGUGCCCUGGCGGAACCUUCACACCAUCCAUGAAGUCCACCAAGGACUACCCUGAUGAAGUGAUCAACUUCAUGCGCAGCCACCCGCUCAUGUACCAGGCCGUGUACCCUCUGCAGCGGCGGCCCCUGGUGGUCCGCACAGGCGCUCCCUACCGUCUCACCACUGUCGCCGUGGACCAGGUGGAUGCAGCCGAUGGGCGCUAUGAGGUGCUUUUCCUGGGCACAGACCGCGGGACAGUGCAGAAGGUGAUUGUGCUGCCUAAAGAUGACCAGGAGAUGGAGGAGCUCAUGCUAGAGGAGGUGGAGGUCUUCAAGGACCCAGCACCCGUUAAGACCAUGACCAUCUCUUCCAAGAGGCAACAGCUAUACGUGGCCUCAGCUGUGGGCGUCACACACCUGAGCCUGCACCGCUGCCAGGCAUAUGGGGCUGCCUGCGCCGACUGCUGCCUCGCCCGGGACCCCUACUGUGCCUGGGAUGGCCAGGCCUGUUCCCGCUACACAGCAUCCUCUAAGAGGCGGAGCCGCCGGCAGGACGUCCGGCAUGGGAACCCUAUCAGGCAGUGCCGUGGAUUCAAUUCCAACGCCAACAAGAACGCUGUGGAGUCUGUGCAGUACGGCGUGGCGGGGAGCGCAGCCUUCCUUGAGUGCCAGCCCCGCUCACCCCAGGCCACUGUUAAGUGGCUGUUCCAGCGAGAUCCCAGUGACCGGCGCCGUGAGAUUCGUGCAGAGGACCGCUUCCUGCGCACAGAGCAGGGCUUGCUGCUUCGCGCCCUGCAGCUUGGUGAUCGAGGCCUCUACUCCUGUACAGCCACCGAGAACAAUUUCAAGCACGUCAUCACACGGGUGCAGCUGCAUGUCCUGGGCCGAGAUGCCGUCCAUGCUGCCCUCUUCCCACCGCCAGUUGUGAGCGUCCCACCGCCCCCAGGCGCCGGCCUCCCAACACCCCCUUACCAGGAGCUGGCCCAGCUGCUGGCCCAGCCGGAAGUGGGCCUCAUCCACCAGUACUGCCAGGGCUACUGGCGCCACGUGCCUCCCAGCCCCAGGGAGGCCCCAGGGGCACCCAGGCCUCCUGAACCCCAGGACCAGAAAAAGCCCCGGAACCGCCGCCACCACCCGCCGGACACAUGAGGCCUGCUGUCUGAGCCCUGCAAUGGGCCAGCCUAGCCCUUGUCCCUUUUAAUAUAAAAGAUAUAUAUAUAUAUAUAAAAUAUCUAUAUUCUAUACACACCCUGCCCCUGCAAAGACAGUAUUUAUUGGUGGGUUGUAAAUAGUCUGCCUCAGUGUCAGCAUCGUCCAAAACUUAGACCCGUGCUGGUCAGAGAUGACAGAAAAUGGAGCCCACCUAACCAGCCCCAGCCAGUUGGCAGGGCCAGGCCAGGACCACAGUCCCCAGGCUCAGCUAGGAGUCUACCUGCUCAACAGCCACUGCCGGGAUCUGCCGGACACGGGGAGGGAGCGAGCUCUACCUGGAUGGGGCACGGACCGGACACCUCUGCCAGUGUGUGCUGUCAGCCUGCGCCGUCGGCAUAGACGUGGAUGCGAGGACUGUUUUGGAGACUGGGGGUGGGGGGUGGGGGCUCAGAUGUACUCAGAGAAGGGAAGAUGGGGCCGUCACAGGAUGCCAGCCCCUGCCUGGGAGAGGGGCACUCAGUCAAGGCCAGCCCGUUCCUGGGUAUUUAUUUAUUGGGGACAGGAGGAGAGGAGCCCUACCUGGGUGGGGCAGCACCUCCAGUCCCCCUCCCUCCCUGUCUGGCUACUCUACCUCCUCUUUUUGUCUGUGCCACCGUGAUGGGACUGGGAGGAGAGCAGAGGGGCCAGGUGUGGGCAGGGCUGAGGGGGAAGGGAGCCAUGGUGGAGGCCUGGGGCCAGUAGGGGCUCCCAGGGCUCCCUUCUGCCUACCACUUCAGAUGAUGGGUGUAAAUAGCUCUGAAGGGCAGUUGGGUAGGUGGGUGGGGGCUCCAGGUGGCCCUCUGCUGCCCAGGCCACACCUACCCUGGGGUUCCAUCGUGCUAAUAAACACUGGCUCUGGGAUUAGACUUUGGCUUUCUCCUUGGCAGAGGAGGGAGGAUGGGGUUCAGCCCACACCCAAGUUCUGUCUCUUCUGUCCCCUCCCCUGACAAUGUGGCCUGGCUACCAGUCCCCCCACGAUAUCUUCUGCAAGCCCAGCUUCCAUUCGCUCAUUCAGUGGUUUGAUCAUUUGUUCACACCACUUUCUCACCUGGCUUUGUGUCCCACAGGGCACUAAGGACUCAGAAUUGGCAAGACAAAGCCAUAGCCUUCACAGUUCAGUGGCCUCUGCCCUGAGAAUCAGCAGAAUUCCCAUGCUUCCUGCCUCCUCCUAGCCAGCUCUCAGCAGAGGGACCAGCAGGAGCAAAUGUCCAGAGGUCAGGAAGACCAGGAGAGGUGGGAGCUGCUAGAGGGGAAGAGGUGGGGCUGAGGGCCCUGGGCCAAAUGGAAUUUAAGCCCUGGCAGGGGAAUUUAAGAGCCGGAAGGCUCAUGGAUCCAUCAGGGCUUAGGGCCAUACCUGGCAGGCAAGGGGAACCAGGUGGGGACUGGGAGGCAGUGGAAUGGUUCCCUUUUAAAUAAACCCAAUAUGUAGAAA
This is a messenger RNA of Camelus dromedarius (Arabian camel), 4377 nucleotides long. It is a transcript of the gene SEMA3F, whose product is annotated as semaphorin 3F. Gene Ontology annotation, cellular component: plasma membrane. Gene Ontology annotation, biological process: negative regulation of axon extension involved in axon guidance; positive regulation of cell migration; semaphorin-plexin signaling pathway. NCBI's taxonomy places the organism in Eukaryota, Metazoa, Chordata, Mammalia, Artiodactyla, Camelidae. Gene Ontology annotation, molecular function: chemorepellent activity; semaphorin receptor binding. Bases 546 to 2903 code for a protein of 785 amino acids. The record is from RefSeq and is a predicted model, not a curated record. The transcript is spliced from 19 exons.